AUGGCGACGGGGAGUGUUUACACGUUGAAACUUUUUUUCCAAAGCUUCUCAGGUGGGUAGUUCUUCUGGGCGUCAGUCUGGGGGAGGUUCUUACUUUAUAGGCUGCUGUGCGCUGCCUCUGCUGUCACAGAGCGCACUGAGCCCGGCAGCUGCACGUCUGCUUAUAAAGGGCUAAAUUUACCAGACUACGUUGUUUCCUGAACUCUCACAAUUGGCCGCCCGAGCGGAGCUUAGAGAGUAUAAGGUCUGGAGGACCUCCUUCCACUUUUCAAACAUUUUCAUGAUCUUGGAGCGCAGCUGUGGAGAGGGGCUGAAAAAAGCGCAGAUUCUGGCGCUCCACUUUACGCAACUUUGAGAAGAUUUCAGACUUCAGCCUCCAAACGAUGGCUUUAUCCGGAGUGAUGCUGCCGUCCUUCUCGACGUUCUCAAAUCAGAGAGAAAAAACCUGGGAAAAUAGGUGGAAGGGGGACAUGGACAAAUUAGUCUCCACAAACUGCUCCAUGCUUGAAAUGGUACAGAGCCUGGACAGCAUCAGCAAGAAGGACGACGAGGAUCUGAGUAAUUACCUCGAUCUGGAUUUUAUUCUCUCCAACACGACGGGCUCCGACAGCGCAGGAGAAUACUUUGGCGCGUCCGACCCCAGCAUGUACCCCGCCGGGGGCGCCGCGCCGCCGUUCCCCGCAGAAGACCACCGCUCCCCGCCGCCCCCGUACGGCGCCAGCCUCAUGACGGAGCUCCUCCGCUCCGAGGGAGCCACCGGCUUUGGCGUUACGCGCGCCCCCGGCGCACAGGGGAGAUUCUACGUCAACGCGGCCCACUUCCCCCGCCCGGAGAACAUCAAGGUCGAGCCCCCCAUGGACAGCUACGGGCCCGUCAUGGGCAUGGUCCCGCAGAGCUGCAGCAAGAUCAAGCAGGAAGGGAACGUGUCCUGCAUGAUGUCCUUCGAGCAGCCCCGGGUGGCCAUCUCCCCGCGGGCGGCCAGCAGCAUGACGCCCCCCCUGAGCCCGGACGACCAGGGGGCCACGGACUGCCAGGCGCAGCUGUGCGCGCCCAUGAGCUUCCCGCAGAAGUACCACGCGCCCGCGGCGUUCCAGCACCACGGCCAGGCUCCCCAGAUGCAGAUGUCCUUCCACAACCCGCACUCCGGCUUCGUCAUGUACGACGAGGGGCUGAACCUGCAGCCGGGCGCGCAGAGGGUGAUGCUCACCCCCCCCUCCUCCCCGCUGGAGCUGCUGGAGUCCAAACCCAAAAGGGGCCGCCGCACGUGGCCGCGGAAGCGCACGGCCACGCACACCUGCACGUUCGCGGGCUGCGGGAAGACCUACACGAAGAGCUCCCACCUGAAGGCGCAUCUGCGGACGCACACCGGUGAGAAGCCGUACCACUGCAGCUGGGAGGGCUGCGGAUGGAAGUUCGCCCGCUCCGACGAGCUGACCCGCCACUUCCGCAAACACACCGGACACCGGCCGUUCCAGUGCCACCUGUGCGAGCGCGCCUUCUCCAGGUCCGACCAUUUGGCGCUGCACAUGAAGAGGCACAUGUGAAGGACUCUUUUGUACUGCUGUUAUUUAAAUGCUCCCACUCGGCCUGUUUGCUCUAUUAUGUGUUAGUGUAACGUAGCUGGUACUACUUUGUAGAAAGCUUUGGUGUUUGGACAGCAGGCGGACCGUGAAGGGCUGGCCCCGCGAACCUGACCGAACUGGAAUGCUGUGUUUGACACAAACGUGCCUUUCUCUGGCCGCGCUACUGGAAGUCUCAGAGACGAGUGACACGGCCACACGCAGCCUGACGGGCGGAGGAGCCCGCGAGGAGGCUCCUCACGCACGCGCAGAGACAACGUUUCUUUAAACUGCCUCAGUGGCUGAAGUUUCUCCAGAUCAGCCUCUCUGUCCACGAGCAGGGCUCGACGUCCUGUGCAUUCUGUUUUUUACCUAAAUUUAUACAAUAAGAUAAUGAGUUUUAUACUGUAAAAUGUGUAUUUAUUGUAAAUAUUAAAAGACUGGAUUUGAA
Molecule: messenger RNA, 2010 nt
Organism: Oryzias melastigma (Indian medaka)
Lineage: Eukaryota; Metazoa; Chordata; Actinopteri; Beloniformes; Adrianichthyidae
Gene: klf2b
Product: Kruppel-like factor 2b
Exons: 3
Coding region: 384-1544 (386 amino acids)
Biological process (GO): regulation of transcription by RNA polymerase II
Molecular function (GO): RNA polymerase II cis-regulatory region sequence-specific DNA binding; DNA-binding transcription factor activity, RNA polymerase II-specific
Source: RefSeq, a predicted model, not a curated record